Molecule: messenger RNA, 2669 nt
Organism: Pangasianodon hypophthalmus (striped catfish)
Lineage: Eukaryota; Metazoa; Chordata; Actinopteri; Siluriformes; Pangasiidae
Gene: sh2d4bb
Product: SH2 domain containing 4Bb
Exons: 8
Coding region: 390-1763 (457 amino acids)
Cellular component (GO): cytoplasm
Source: RefSeq, a predicted model, not a curated record
GUGAGAGAGAGAGAGAGAGAAGCAGGUUUGAAGGGUGAAAUUAAAACCCUUAGGGAAGCUACGCAAUGAAGCAAAACCAGGAGGAAGUGAGCAAGUGGCAGAAUAAAGAGGCUGCAAGAAACUAGAAGAAAAAGAGGACAAUUGUGGAAAAGGGUAUAUAGGAAAAAAAAACGUGGACAGCGAUUUCCAGAAGUAAGGUGGGGCAAGGCUGCUGGUAAGCAUGUGGCAUUUAAGUGAUAUAUAUCUACUCCAUAUUAAACAGAUCACACUCUGGGCCUUCCUUGCCAUUUAAAACCUAUAGUCUUCCUCACCCCGGGGAAGUCUUCUUCAAUCAAGAGUUGAACCACUAGGAGAAGGAUUACAAGUGUGAUUAUUACACAGCCGUCAAGAUGAUGCAGCAAAUUCUUCAAGAUAUGUACAUCGAGCCUGAUCUGCUACAGGAGCUAAAUGAGGAACAGAAGCAGAUUCUUUUCUAUAAGAUCCGUGAGGAGCAGGUGCGCCGCUGGAACGAGAGGGAGAGCAGAGACCCCAGUUCAAAUGUCCGCAAGAGGAGUGACCGUAGAGGCAUUCAGUGGCUGCUGGGCUCUGAUGGUGAGGUGUGGGUCUGGGUCAUGGGGGAGGCCCAAGGAGACAAACCCUACAAUGACAUAGUAGAAGAGCUGAUGGAGGAGAGAGCCAGGAAACAGGCCAAGCGAGAGGCACGGGAACUCUGGCGUAUGAAGGAAGCAGAGAUUGAAAAGAAGUUUCGGGAUGCCAUGGCAAAGGAGAAGGCUCGGUUUGUAGCGGAGAAGUGGAAGGAGGAGACAGAUGACAGAAAGGCAGCCAAGCAAGAGGAGGAGGAAGAGGAUCGUAUUCGAGAGGAGCUGAAGAAAUGUGAGCAGGAGGAAAGACAGAAAGGUGAGGAGGAAAUCCGGCAAACAGAGGAAAGGCGAGCGAAGGAGCUGUUCAUCUCUCUGAAGCAGGAGGAAAAGAGAAGCGAAAGGGAUGACAAGGAAUGGCAGGAACAAUUGCGCCGCUCCAAAGCGGCUGAUGAGGAGAUGAAGUGUAAGGCUCGCCGCGCCAGAGAUGAGUACAAACGCCAGUCCCUGCGCGCCAUCGAGAAAGGCCUCGUGGCUGGCCUCAGUGGACUGUUCCUGAAGACACAUCUGAAUGGCUCGGGUCAGAACCGACGCCACAGUGACGUUAUCGAGCGGCCAUCAACUACUCCUGCUGAUGCUAGCCAAUCACAAUCUGCUGUUGGAAGUGCGGUCGCCCCUGUCCAGUGCCACCGCAGACAGAACCGCAGAUACAGCAGCCCACAGACACAGUCAAUAACAGAGGGCCCAGUGUGGAUUCGGCCACCUAGGCCAACUUCUCGUGAUUCCAUCAUGCGGUGGUUUAAGGAGGAGCAAAAACCCAGAAGAGCCGGCUAUGAGAGGAGCGGUAACGCCAUUGCCCCUUGGUUCCAUGGGAUCAUCUCUCGGCAAGAUUCGGAGUCCUUGCUAAUGAAUGCUUCUGAAGGCUGUUUCUUAGUAAGAGUGAGUGAAAGGAUCUGGGGAUACACUCUGUCCUACCGGACGGCCUCUGGCUUCAAACAUUUUCUCAUCGAUGCCUCGGGUGAUUACUACAGCUUCCUUGGAGUGGAUCAAAACCGCCAUGCUACUUUAGCUGACCUCAUCGACUUCCAUAAGGAGGAGGUGAUAACCACAUCUGGAGGAGAGCUGCUGCUGGACUCUUGCAAGCUCAGAGGCUCUACGCCAGAUUAUGGAGGACUCUUUCAGUGACUCUUUCCUCCAUCCUUAUCUUUUAAUACUCUGAAUUUAACCUUCACAAAAUAGUUAAGCACUGCAUCACCUAGAAGCACAGUGAUUUCCCUAAUGAUCACAUCCUUGUGGCCAAUGACCACACCUCAUGCCUUCAUCAGGAAUUAAUAAAACUACUUUGUCAGGAGUUAAUAAAACUACUGAUUUCUAUUCUAAUCUGCUUGGUCACUUCUUGUACAGGGAAUAAGGAGAAUGCCACCUCGUGUGUUGAUUAAGCUCAGCAGGAUUAAAGGGGUAUGUGCUAGUCUGUGCCUCAAUGAUUCUCACAUCACUGAAGCAAAACCUGAAUCCACACAAAAACCUCCCUCCUCCAUUCAGACCAGUUCCAACUGCCUAACCAUCCACAUCAGCAGCCUACUAGCCUCCUGCUGCCUCGCUGCCCUCCAAACCACACACACAGCACCAACACACACAAACACAGGAAUAAACAGAGUCAGGUGAUGUGCAUGGCUCACCUUGCUAAGUCGUGUAUUGUUCAUUGAAAAGUGUCUAUUUCAGCAAAUGGUGCAGACAAAGCCGACAGGAGGAUGGAGGGUUGAAGAAAGCAUGGUGUAAAGGAGGAAGUGUAGUCUCAAUUUACCUCCACAUGUCAAACCUUGAUAGCAGGAACGUUUCUGAUAGCUAUCAGUUAUUGAUAAGGAAAAAUAAAUUGAUAUGGAAAAAUAAAUGCAUAUCAGUCACAAAGCAAUCGUCCAACACAGGUUUUCUACCAAAAGUAAAACAUAGACUUUUAAACUUCCCUAAUGCAGUACACAAGUAUAUGUAAAGCACAUAUGAACAUUAUAUGUAAAUGGUUCAACUCCAAAAAGACUAAAUAACCUGUUGUUAAUAACCAGCUUCCUAUUCUGUUCCAACAAGUCUGUUCUU